GAUUUGUUUAUAGCAAUGUUGAUAUAGAACAUUCGAUUUUGUCUGUUGUUAACGUUGAAAGCGUAUAGAUAGUUGAAUCGAGGAUAAUCGGCAGGCAGACUACAAAGAUUUUUAAAACCAAAAUGGAGAAAAACGGAAGAGUUUGGCUGAAUGUUUUCUUUUUUCUGGUCAUACAACGAUCCAACUGGCGGGGGCAAGCAAGCAUAACCCCGAACAAUAAUACAUCCUCGAUUGAAAGCACAUAUUCAGCAUCAAGUACAACAUUUUUAAAUCCUACCACAGCGUUACAAACAUCUGGUGUAACCUCAGUGACAAUGACUGCAAUUUCCAGCCAGCGUAUGUCAUCUUCAAUGUCAAGUCUCAGCCCUACAACAAUAUUAUCAAGAACACCUACACCAAAUGCAGCCACAUCCAAGAUGACCAGCCAAUAUCAAGCGGGAUCAACAAGUCAAAUAAGUUCAUCUUCAAUCGUACCAGAAAAAACUUCAGGGGUUCCUGGACGCCUUACAACUACAGAAUUGAAUACUGCUGUGUCACCUGCGACAACUAAGGUCGUUCCCGUCUCUUCGUCCGUGAAGAACGACAAUGAUAAAAAAAGCGAUGACGAACCUAAGGUUGAACUGUUUGUGUGGGAGUUUGUUGCUAUUGGUUGUGGAGUAUUUAUAUUUCUUCUUCUGAUCGUCAUUGUAUUAUUAUGCUGCCAAAACCGAUCAUUGAAAAAGAAAGCAAAAUGCAAUAACUACAGUCUUCCAAUCAAAGAGAAUGGUCAAUGGAUAGAUAACCAAGAUAUUCCUUUAUGGCAGAAAAGAGCUUCUGCUUUUGUUAGCGACAACCCCGUUGUUGAUGAGGCCCCGGCGCCAACCCUGACAACAUAAAAAUUCGAACCUGGAUCCCUACGCGUUUGUUUACAUUUUGUAUCAAUUUAUCUUAUUAAGUGUGUUAUAAUGAUCACUAAAUUAAUUAUAUUUAUCUAUAUCCAACCUGACGAUUCAGUCCUGCCAUUUAGUAACACCCCCAUAAGGUCUUAGAGCACUUUUACUUUCUAACGUUAGUUGAAAACGUCAAAAUUUUAAAAGGAAAGGGUCUUCUUUUCCCUGAAUUUGGGCAAAUUUGAAAAUCGAUUCUAAAAAUCAUUGCAAGCAGGCUAUCCCCUUCUGCGCUUCGCCCCCCCCCCUGCCGGCGCCACUGCCAGGCAUGCAAGUUUAAAGUUAGUAUGAUGAGUUAUUUGAGGUAGUAUAUCCUUUCAAAUGGACAAUCAAUUAACACUAAUAUAUUAGCAAAGCGGGAAAAAUCGUCGGCUAGGUAAGAUCUCUGAAAUACCAUUCAUCAGGUUUAGAGAAAAGAUGUCAUAUAAUCACGGCACAUACUCGACCUUAGUUAUUAUUUUGUAUAAGGGCGGGUGGUAGAUUAUAGUCGUGGCCAAUUAAAGGUUCCAAUCCAAUCGCCAGUGAACGUUAGUUAUUUUUACGGCCGUGUUAAACAGUGCAACUUGCAAUGCAGUGUCACUUUUGAGAGAUAUAUAUUAGUGAAGCGUUUUUCAAAAUUUGGUACACUGCUUGUUAGUUAACUCAAAAGUAGUGUUUCGUACGUCGGUGCCAGGUUGAGGCCCUGUUUACAUGCACUAUACCGGAUUCGCACGUGGCAUGCUAUGCUAGUUCACGAGUCACGACGUCAAAACUAGCCACUCUGCAGAGCGACUUUUACCCUCCAAAAUAUGAUAGCAUGAUUGCUUUAAUAUGGUCAGCUCAGUAAAAAAAAUUUUGUGAAUCCGGUAUAGUGAACAGCGUCAGAAUCAGGUGUGUCCGAGCGGGGAGCUCAGUGAUGGUCAUUAAAUUAGUUAUCUGUGAUUGUUAUGAAGCAUGAGGUUAAACGAUAAACGUUUUUAAAUUUACGUAUUAUGAUUAAUUCCAGGAUUUGCAAAGAGGGUUUUACCUUCAUGCCCUAGGUACGUCCUCGAGGGAAGAUAGCUCCAUGCGGGAAACAUAGUUUUAAGUGAAACUUUAUUAUUUAACUGAUGUAAAAGAAUGAAAUGUUCCAAUGAAGUUAAAAAAUGAAAGCCAUUCACCAUGGCACAA
Dendronephthya gigantea is the source of this 2075-nucleotide messenger RNA. RefSeq lists its product as uncharacterized. Bases 123 to 875 code for a protein of 250 amino acids. NCBI's taxonomy places the organism in Eukaryota, Metazoa, Cnidaria, Anthozoa, Malacalcyonacea, Nephtheidae. The record is from RefSeq and is a predicted model, not a curated record. The transcript is spliced from 4 exons.